CCUGUGUAGUGACAGACUGGACUUGGUCCCUCUAACCCAGAGUCAGCCCACUUGCCCAGAUACCCAGGAGGGAUAUUCCCUUUACGGCCGACGGGUGGAAGUUGCCUCCCGGACAGCCCGAGCUGCGAUGCUGACGAGCUCCGAGGCAGAGCUCGGCAGAGCCUCCCGCCGGGCUCUCUGGCUGAGACCGCCCGCAACCUUGUGCUGACAAUCACUGCGCCGCUCUACAGCGACCCGCCGCCCUAGCUGCGGCCGUCCUGUACUCCCCGGGACUGGGGUCUUGAAGGGGCUAUCCGCUCGCCAGGGAUCUGCACGCCUGGGGCCUGGAUUCCCUUCAGAAACUCACACUGGAUGGUGGGUCCUGUGAAAGGCAAAAGAUGGCACUCACUAGCUUCACUCCUGCUCCUUCCAUUUACGUUAGAUGUCGAGAGAAUCAUGAGCAACACCUGCCCCUCUCUGAAGAAGGAAACUUCCAUGAUUUACCAAGGCAAGAAGAAUAAUCUCCUGUGAUCAUAAGAUGACUCAGAUGGCAGGAAAGAUGGAGCCAACAGCUUGACCUUUACAUCUUUCCAACUCUGACGUCAGAGGCAAAGCCACCUGCUGUUUAGCACCACACUGAGAUUUCUGCAGAAGGACCCUUGUGAUCCUGUCUGACCUGCCCACUCUGGCCAAUGGCUGUGUUCAGGAAUGUGGGUCACAUGAACAUCAACAUCACAAAUCCAUCGAAGCAAUGAAAGACACAAGUGCUUAGAAGAAAGGCAUGACAAACCAAAACAGUAGCUGCUCUAUGUAAAGCCAGCUGUGCCUAGAAUGACCUUUUAAGAGUCACUUGUUCCUUUUGAUGUUGUUAUCCUUUGGAUCUCGAGUCACAUGCUAACGACCUGGGUACUCCUGAUGGCAUGAGUGGGAGGUGGGAACCUCAGAAGGAUGGAUCCUGAAGCUGCCCAGCUGGAAAAGCAGCACGUUCACGAUGUGUAUGAGAGUACUGCCCCCUACUUCAGUGACCUGCAAAGCAAAGCCUGGCCACGCGUUCGCCAGUUCCUGCAGGGCCAGAAGCCAGGCAGCCUCAUCGCCGACAUUGGUUGUGGAACUGGAAAGUAUCUUAAAGUGAAUAGCCAAGUACAUACCCUGGGCUGUGACUACUGUGGGCCUCUGGUAGAGAUUGCCCGGAAUAGAGGGUGUGAAGUCAUGGUAUGUGACAACCUUAAUCUCCCCUUUAGGGACCAGGGCUUCGAUGCUAUCAUCUCCAUAGGAGUCAUACAUCAUUUUUCUACAAAACAAAGAAGAAUUAGAGCCAUAAAGGAAAUGGCCAGGAUCUUAGCUCCCGGAGGCCAGCUGAUGAUUUACGUUUGGGCAAUGGAACAGAAGAACCGACGCUUCGAGAAGCAGGAUGUGCUUGUGCCGUGGAACAGGGCACUCUGUUCCCGUCUGCUCUCGGAGUCCCACCAAUCCUGGGGCCAUCAGUGUGAGCAUCCCACGAGCCAUGGCUCCUGGGGCCGCGGCUCCGCGUGCGGCUGCGCAGUGUGUUUUAAGGGCAGAUGUGAUUCCAAGCGGUCCCACAGCAUGGACUACGGGCCUGCGGUGGCCAGAACCUGCUGUGAGGCUAUGUCGAAGGAAGGCGAGGAAGAGAAUGGAUUAUAUAACAAUUUUGGAAAAUCGUUUCGCUCCUGGUUUUUCUCCAGGUCUUUGGAUGAAUCAACCCUAAGGAAGCAAAUUGAGAGAGCCAGGCCAGUGAAAAGCCCAGAGGCUUGGGCCAAUAGCACAGUGUCCCGCCAGCCUUCAAGACACCCCAGUUUAGACCUGCACCCUCAGGAGCAGUUUCCAACAAAAGAAACGAACUUAGAUGAGGUAUUUGUAGACACAUCUUCUCAAACACACUUGGGCUGGCUAGGCGCACCGGGAACUUCACAGAACUUUAGUGGACACGAGGCAGGAGAGGGCAGCAGGGAGCAGAGGGGCGAUUUUCUGGACAUCACUGAUAUCAGGAAUGGUAUGGUUGCUAACGUCAGUGACCCUUCUUCCAGAAAAACGUUAAGGAGGGUUUCUGCAUUCGACUCUACGGAUUCCAACCCAGAGACCCCAAGCUCUGAGGAGGAGCAGCGGGAUGCCCCAGAUUCCACAGCCUUCAUGCGCUACUACCACGUGUUCCGGGAAGGCGAGCUGUCCAGCCUGCUGCAGGAGAGUGUGUCCGAGCUGCAGGUUCUGAGCUCCGGCAAUGACCAUGGCAACUGGUGCGUCAUCGCUGAGAAAAAGAGGAGCUGGGAUUAGCUGCCUGACUGGGAUUAACGACAUCCGUCCCUCGGGAGCACAGGCUUGCCCGUCAUCGGUUCACUGAGGCUGAUGCGGGCACCCGAGUCACCAUCCUGUUUCACUGUUGUCAAACGCAGGCACGAGUUGGUCCUUGGCCACUUUGACCUGAUCCUCCCAAUUGUUGACCAAGCGCUGAGCCGGGUACUCCCUGCAUCCGCCACAGGUUGUGCCUGCUGAAAUCUCAGUAAAAGGAGCUGAGGAAGCAAUAAAAAAAAAAUGAACUUCGCUGCAGGAUUGACGUUAUUCUUCUCAGAGAUGAAAAUAUAAUAAUACCCGUAUGUCAAGUGUCAGUAUUAUCUUUUGGCUUUUAACCAGUCUGCUGUUAAACAUACCCUUUUAAGAAGCAGUAUUUUUUUUUUUUAAUAAAAUACGUUGGCCCUCAGGAAGUUAUGUGGAUAUCUACGGAAGGUAGCAAGGACACCUAUUUUAUUGCUGGGUGUGUAUUUGUUGAGGGUUGCUGUGGGGGUGUCUUGUUUCCAGGCUUUGUUUCUAACUACUUCAAGCCUUCACAGAAAUUCAUUUGAUGCAGAGAAACAAGAAGUAUUGCCCCGACUCUCUACAUGACAUGCAAGCGUCCUUCAGGAUGAUUACUGUAAAUAAUACUCUCUUCAGUGCUGCUCUGAAGUUUGUUAAAGGCACUGUUAGCAGAGGGUGUAAGUUUAGUGUUAGAGCAGGCAGCUCGAAGGUCUAAGAACCAGCAUCCACCCACAGCACCAAAGACAGAAGAAAAAGAAUAACAACACGGUUAGCAUGCAGAGAGCAUUGCAGGGGCAGAAGGUGGUAUAUCCUCUUGUGACAUUUUCCCCAAAGGUAUUAGAAGCAGAAAUAUCCUACCGAGAUAGUGUCAAAAUCAACCGAAGAGUUUUCAACUAGGAAAUGCUUGAGUUAUCUGAGAAUCUGACUGGAGAAAUUUUUCCUUGCCUGUAAGGACAUACCUGAAAAGCGCCACAUGUUUAGCCGUGGUGGACAUAUAACUGUUGGGAUUUGUUGUCGCAUGCUAGGUCUCCUAACCUCUUGAAGGUGACACAUUAGAUCCUUAUAUCAAUGAUCUGGACAGAAUCAAACCUUAGUCACAGGUUGAGUUUCUGGUAGUCUGUAAUGCUGUGCUUAGACUGAGCACGGUAAGAUCAAUGCUUUUUUGUAGAUUUAAGGAUGGGUCCGUUUAAUUCUGUGCCAUGGAUCCUGAGGAACAAUUAUGACAGAACUAAAGACUGGACUCAGGAGAAACAAAAAUAGGUUGGCCAAGGAAUAUGGUUCCAGAUAAUUCUUUAAUAAGCAGAAAAUCAAAUAGUCAUUGUACUUUCUGGACCAACCUAAUGAUGGAGAUUAAAUUAAAAUCCAAUCUUCAUUUUAUUUUUUUUCCACUACAAAAUUAACAAAAACUGAAAUGGAUCAUAUUUAUUUGGUGUUUACUCUCUUCAGUGACGUGGCUUGAACUUAACAGAAUGAAGCUACUUUUGAAGAAAAUCCAAAGAUGGUUUUAAAAACCCUAUCAGAUAAUCACUGAGACUCUCCGCCUCAGAGGCUGGUCCCCGCGCUCAUGCUGUGGAAGUGGUACUUGUGACUUGUACUUUUCAGUGCAUGUUUUGAACAGGGAGCAUUGGAAAUAGAUAAAGGGGGUGAAGUACAAACUGAAAUUUAAGGGUAUGUGCCUUCCUUUUUUUAUUUUCAAAUUAAGACAUUAAACUGUAAGCACAGGUGUCUUCCUGGGAGAUACAGUGACCCGGAACUAGCAGUGACGAGCCCCUUAUUGUGGUUUCCCUUCUCUGAGGUCUACUGUCACUGGCCUCGCUUGGCUUUGCCGCUAGACAUAAGAGUUUGACCUUGCCCCUUUCUGGUUCGAACAUGCUACUUAAAGGUCGUUACAUGGAACUCAAUUCAUUAGGCUGGGAUGGGAUGGCUUGCCUGCUAAACGUGUCUGAGAGAGAUCAUAAAAUAAAUAUGCACCCUACUUUGUA
Messenger RNA from Psammomys obesus (fat sand rat), 4268 nucleotides. It is a transcript of the gene Trmt9b, whose product is annotated as tRNA methyltransferase 9B (putative). Lineage: Eukaryota; Metazoa; Chordata; Mammalia; Rodentia; Muridae. Gene Ontology annotation, molecular function: S-adenosylmethionine-dependent methyltransferase activity; tRNA binding. The transcript is spliced from 8 exons. The coding region runs from base 928 to 2268 and encodes 446 amino acids. Gene Ontology annotation, cellular component: cytoplasm; nucleus. Gene Ontology annotation, biological process: tRNA wobble uridine modification. The record is from RefSeq and is a predicted model, not a curated record.